GCAAACCAGGAAAUGAUCAUCAGUUGUUAUGAUACAAAGUUCAUCAGCUUUGGAAAAGAAGACGUAAUAAAGAAGCAGCACACAUGAGCAUUUGUUCCAGAUUUUAAUGAGGCAUAUAUCUUCGUUUUUUUUCCUACAUACGAAAGACGUAACGGGAUCCUUUUUCUUACAAUGCACAGGGCUAAAGUAGUAUUUGGGCACUUGUCUCCAGCAUCUGCUUUAGGACCACAAACAUGUAUAAAAAGGGCAGAUUGCAGUCAUUCUUUUCCAGCCAGUCCUAAUGAUAUUGUUGUGGUCCACGGCCUGAGAACAGCAAUCGGCAAGGCCAAAAGAGGAGCAUUUAAGGACACCACCCCAGAUGAGCUGCUCAAUGCUGUGAUGACAGCAGUUCUGAGGGAUGUGGGCUUGACUCCGGACAAAGUGGGAGAUGUCUGUGUUGGCAAUGUGCUGCAGCCUGGAGCAGGGGCAGCCAUGGCAAGAGUGGCUCAGUUCUUGAGUGGAUUCCCUGAGACAGUGCCAGUUUACACAGUGAACCGGAUGUGCUCCUCUGGGUUGCAGGCCCUGUUCAAUGUGGCAGGUGGCAUCAGGAAUGGUUCCUAUGACAUUGGUCUUGCCUGUGGGGUCGAGAGCAUGUCUUUGCGCUCGGUGGGGAACCCAGGCGAUGUCAGCUCCAGGCUGGUGGAGAAUGAGAAGGCCCGAGACUGCCUCAUCCCCAUGGGAAUCACUUCAGAAAACGUAGCUGAAAGGUUUGGAAUCUCCAGACAAAAGCAGGAUGCCUUUGCUUUGGCUUCACAACAGAGAGCUGCGAGAGCUCAGAAGCAAGGGCUGUUUACCCAGGAGAUCACUCCUGUGACCACCAACUUUGUGGAAGAUGACGGGACACAGCGGAUAAUCACAGUGACCCAGGACGAUGGGAUUAGGCCAGGAACCACACUGGAGGGUCUGGCAAAACUAAGGCCUGCCUUUAAGGAGGAUGGUAGCACCACUGCAGGUAAUGCCAGCCAGGUGAGUGACGGUGCGGCUGCUGUGCUGGUGGCCCGGCGGGCAAAGGCAGAGGAGCUGGGUCUGCCGGUGCUGGGAGUGCUGAGGGCCAGCGCUGUAGUAGGAGUGCCCCCCGAUGUCAUGGGCAUCGGGCCGGCCUACGCCAUUCCUGCAGCGCUGCAGAAAGCUGGUCUCACUGUGAAAGAUGUUGAUAUAUUUGAAAUUAAUGAGGCCUUUGCAAGUCAGGCUGUGUACUGCAUAGAGAAGCUGGGCAUCCCUAUGGAGAAAGUCAACCCUAAUGGAGGUGCUAUUGCUCUGGGACACCCACUGGGCUGUACUGGAGCCCGCCAAGUGGUCACACUGCUGAAUGAGCUCAGACGGAGGGGAAAGAGAGCAUAUGGUGUUGUGUCUAUGUGUAUUGGAACUGGAAUGGGAGCAGCAGCUGUGUUUGAAUACCCUGGUAGAUAGUCUUCAGUGAUGUGGUACAAGAAUUGGUAUAAAGGAGUAGAGUUUAAUGAU
Molecule: messenger RNA, 1500 nt
Organism: Lepisosteus oculatus (spotted gar)
Lineage: Eukaryota; Metazoa; Chordata; Actinopteri; Semionotiformes; Lepisosteidae
Gene: acaa1
Product: acetyl-CoA acyltransferase 1
Biological process (GO): fatty acid beta-oxidation; phenylacetate catabolic process
Cellular component (GO): peroxisome
Molecular function (GO): acetyl-CoA C-acyltransferase activity
Source: RefSeq, a predicted model, not a curated record